Lachnellula hyalina is the source of this 4944-nucleotide messenger RNA. It is a transcript of the gene rng2, whose product is annotated as Ras GTPase-activating-like protein rng2. Gene Ontology annotation, biological process: regulation of actin cytoskeleton organization; regulation of GTPase activity. Gene Ontology annotation, cellular component: cytoplasm. Gene Ontology annotation, molecular function: GTPase activator activity; protein binding. The record is from RefSeq and is a predicted model, not a curated record. NCBI's taxonomy places the organism in Eukaryota, Fungi, Ascomycota, Leotiomycetes, Helotiales, Lachnaceae. The transcript has 2 exons. Bases 1 to 4944 code for a protein of 1647 amino acids.
AUGGCGUACCGACAUCCCCUCCGCCAAACACAAACCGCCGACUACUUAUCGCCUACAAAGCGACAGCCCUCCAACGCUUCCACUACCUCGUCGGGAUACUCCUCCUCAUCCGGCGCAUUUGAUUUGAGCCGAACAAGCACUCUGUCUUCAACAACAUCGAGCGGUUACACGGGCCAUAAGAGGGGAUUAAGUGAGACCACAGGCAUGGCAUAUCCUGGGUUUGAGAAGACAGGCAAGCGUAGUAAUCUGGACUCAAGUCCGGAAAGCGCAUACAAGAACGUGCGCCAGUCUCUUCGCCCUCUACCCCAACCGCCUGCCGCAACACCCCCGGAAAGAAAUGGCUACCAUACGCGUGGGCAAAGCAUGGACGUGGGAUAUCCUUCGCGUGGACAUACCAUCGAUACGAGUAGUUCGGCAUACACAGACUAUGGCGAAACUACUAAUACACGGCUAUCUCCCAUCAGACCAAAUUCUAUGCUCCUAACUCGCGCCGACUCGAUGAGCCGCAUGAGGGGUCAAACCAUGCAACACAGCCACAGUCCCUUUGCCGCGCCGGAUUUGCAAAGUCUCCAGAAGUCCUCGACCAGCCAGCUACGCACGCUGUCCAAGUUUGCUGAAAAUGGAUCCUCUGAUAGUUUCAGCAUCACAUCUCCGGCGCAAGAAGUCGUUGGUCUUCACGGACGGAGGAAAUUACAGCGAAGUGGAGGAGACAAGACCAAUGGGCGGAAUUGGAUGGACAAACAACGUCAAUUUUUGCAGGCAUACGAAUAUUUGUGUCACAUUGGUGAAGCCAAAGAAUGGAUGGAAGACAUUUUGAAGCGAGAAAUACCUCCAAUUGUUCAGCUGGAGGAGGCUUUGCGAGAUGGUGUUACUCUUGCAGAAGUUGUUGAUGCCUUGUAUCCCGAGCGCCGUCUACGUAUAUUCCGGUCUCCAAAGUUACAAUUUCGACAUUCGGACAACAUCGCAAUCUUCUUUCGACUUGUCGCUGAGGUGGAGCUUCCAGAAAACUUUCGAUUUGAAUUGGUCGAUUUAUAUGAAAAGAAGAACAUACCGAAGGUCAUCUACUGUAUUCACGCGCUGAGCUUCGCACUUUUCCGGCGGGGCAUCGUGGACUUCCAGAUUGGCAAUCUCGUUGGACAGCUUGAAUUUGAAGACCAUGAACUGGAAACUAUGCAAAAGGGGCUGGAUAAGGCCGGCGUCAGCAUGCCUAGUUUUGGAAAUAUGGGAGCGAGCUUUGGUUUAGAGCCGGAGCCAGAGCCUGAACCGGAACCAGUGGAGAGCGAAGAGGAUCGUAUCGACCGAGAAUUAGGGGAGAAUGAGAUGGCGAUCAUCGACCUUCAAGCUCAAAUCCGAGGUGCAUCUGCCCGCAUGCGAUGUGGCGACAUAAUGCAAGACCUCUGGGACUCUGAAGACAUGGUAGUUGACCUACAAUCGCGGAUCAGGGGCGACUUCUCACGGCAGAUUUAUGAAUACCGUCUAAACAUGCGAAGAUUUGCGGUGAACCUGCAGAGCGGUAUUCGAGGAUAUUUAGUACGACAACGGCAGCAAAAUCGGGAAUCGUUUUGGAAAAGCAGAGAAGGCGAUAUUUUGAAAUUGCAGAAUCUAAUCAGGGGCAACAAGGCCAGAGACGAGGUACGCAUGACGAGAUCUCAAUUGCGACAUGAAGAGCUAGGAAUUCGAAAAGUACAAGCGAACAUUCGGGGCUUCCUUUCCCGCCGAGCUUUAGCAAACCAGAAGAAAGAGACGAAGACUUUAGCCGGGCCAGUGAAGGAUCUGCAAGCCGCCAUUCGAGGCAUGUUGCUCAGAAACCUUGUCGCUGACGACCACAAAGAGCUUUGCCGUGAAGAGAGUUCAAUCAAUGCGAUACAGGCUUCCAUAAGAGCCAUGCUGGCCAGAAAUCAGAUCUCUCGGCAGAGAGAGGCGCUCCAAUCAUCAACACCGAUUUGGAGAGCUCUCCAGGCAAUGUCAAGAGGAAAGGCCGUCCGCGACCAGAUUCGGUCGACGAAAGAGGAACUGACAGCUCAUCGCGCUGAAAUAACGUCUUUGCAAGCGUACAUCCGCGCAUAUGCAGUGCGCCAACAAGUGGCAUUGACUCUCUCGUCACUGAAAACCCAACAACCGUCAAUAGUGGAGGUUCAGACUCGAAUCAGAGGAAUGUUACUGCGGGGGAGCAUCGCCGAUGACCUUGAAGCACUUGAGAACGAGACACCGCAAAUAUCCAAAGUCCAAGCUUUUGCCAGAGGAUGCUUGCAGCGUCAGCAGAUAGGAGCACUUCUCGAUCAGCUCGAAUCCCACUCGGACGAGAUUAUUGAAUUGCAGUCCUGGAGCCGUGGUGUUCUUCUCAGAAACGACAUCGGCAUGUUGCUUGGUGAGUUGGAGGCCGAAGAAGAAUCCAUCAUCGAGGUCCAAGCAGCAACGAGAGCACUACUAGUCAGAGCCAAAUUUGCCGAGAAGAAGCGCUUCUUCAAGGAGAACAUGGAAAAGGUGGUGAAGAUCCAAAGCUUCGUUCGAGGUCGAUUGCAAGGAGAAGCGUACAAGAGUUUGACGACUGGGAAGAACCCUCCGGUCAAUACCGUCAAGAAUUUUGUGCAUCUUCUCAAUGAUAGCGAUUUCGACUUCAACGAAGAGAUUGAAUUCGAGCGCAUGCGGAAGACGGUCGUUCAGCAAGUACGGCAAAAUGAGAUGGCCGAACAAUAUAUUGAUCAGCUCGACAUCAAGAUUGCUCUUCUAGUCAAGAACAAGAUCACACUAGAUGAAGUUGUCAAGCAUCAAAGAAACUUUGGUGGUCACUCUGGGAAUCUUCUCGUUAAUACUUCAAUGGCUUCCGGAAACCAUUUCGACCUCAAAGCUUUGAAUAAGAACUCACGGAAAAAGUUAGAGUCCUACCAGCAGCUCUUCUUCACACUUCAAACCCAGCCACAAUACCUCGCUCGGCUUUUCAAGAGAGUUCGGGAGCAAGGGACAUCCGAGAAGGACUGCAAGCAGAUCGAAACUCUGACCAUGAGACUCUUUGGGUAUGCGCAAAAGCGACGAGAAGAGUACUAUCUCCUGAAACUCAUUGCUCGAUCAGUCAAGGAGGAAGUGGACGGAGUGAAUUCGAUACAGGAAUAUUCUCGAGGGAAUUUUUUCUGGUCGAAACUCCUAUCUAACUAUACCCGGUCACCUCGGGAUAGGAAGUUUCUUCGCGAGCUUUUGGGCCCCCUCAUUCAAUCCAACAUCAUCGAAGAUCCAGCGCUUGACCUUGAGAGCGAUCCCAUGCAGAUUUACCGCUCCGCAAUUAAUAACGAAGAGCUUCGGACCGGACGACCCAGCCAGCGGCCGCUGGACAUCCCCCGAGAAUCUGCAAUCAAGGAUCCAGAAACUCGGGACAUGUUCAUCGAUCACUUGCGAGACCUUCGUGAGAUUUCAGAUCAAUUCCUAUUAGCUCUAGAAGCUUUGUUGCCCAAGAUGCCUUAUGGCAUUCGAUUCAUCUGUCGAGAAACGAUGGAUGCCCUGUGCCAACAUUUCCCACGAGAACCUGAAGACCGGCUACUUCAAAUGGUUGGCAAUUGGCUCUGGAAAUUCUAUCUUCAACCCGCCUUGACAGCUCCCGAGUCAAUGGGUGUCAUUGAAAAGCAGCUCACGCCACUCCAAAAGCGCAAUCUCAGCGAGGUUGCAAAGGUACUAGGUCAGGUCGCGUCCGGGCGAUUGUUUGGCGGCGAGAACAUCUAUCUACAACCUCUAAACGCUUACGUCGGAGAUGCAAUUGAGCGAAUGCGUCUCAUUUUCUCUAAUAUUUUAUCGGUUCCAGACGCGGAAAGUACAUUCGAUAUUGACGAAUUCAAUGAUUUGUACGCCAAGUCGAAACCAACUCUAUACAUCAAGAUGGGCGACAUCUUCUCUAUUCACACCCUUAUCGCAGGAGACCUCCCUUAUAUUUGCCCAAACAGAGAUGAUAUGCUGAGAGAAAUCGUUCAAGAGCUUGGUAGUGCAAAGAACAAUGAGACCGAGAUGACAGGUGUGGCAUCUGGAGAAAUUCAAAUGACUCUCAAUCCCAAGCUGCACGACAUUGAAGAUCCCGAAGCAGAGGUCAAGGCUCUAUUUAUGGAAACCAAACGAUGCAUUUUGUACAUCAUCCGCAUUCAAUCUGGCCCUAAUCUCAUGGAAAUUCUUGUCCGUCCAAUCACGCGCGAAGACAAUCAAAAAUGGCAUGACUUGCUUCGAGAAGAGUUUGCCGCGGGUAGCAAGACUCGUGGCGCAUACUCGGAUGCAACUACCUUAGUAGAUAUCAAAUCAAUGUCGUACAAGGAACUGAAGCGAACAGCCUUGGAAAACAUCAUGAGACUCGAACAAUUCGGCCGAAUCUCGCGGCAUAACUUCUAUCAAGACAUCCUGAACGCCAUUGCACUUGAUAUUCGAACGAAGAGCCGAAGACGAGUACAACGACAAAGAGAACUGGAGGGUGUUCGCCUUACAUUGGGUAACUUGAGCGAGAAGGCAGAAUGGCUAGAAUCUCAGAGGAAAAGCUACGAUAACUACAUCGAGCAAGCCAUGAUGACUCUGCAGAAGAAAGGCAAAAAGCGCUUCCUCAUGCCCUUUACCAAACAAUACAAUCACGAGCGAGAACUUGAGCGCUCAGGCCGAAAGCCCAAAUUCGGCUCCUUCAAAUACUCCGCGAGAACACUUAGUGACAAAGGUGUACUAGUCUCAUGGAAGGGCCAUAGCGAACGCGAAUGGGACAAGAUCAACCUUACUAUCUCUUGCGACGAGGUCGGCGUCUUCUUCAUCGAGGGCAGCAAAGGCAGUAUCCAGAUUCCCGGCGCCAGCGCCCAGGUUCCCAUGGAUAGCUUAUUGGCUGCGCAAUUCGCAAAUCACCAAUACAUGGACUUGUUCGAAGGAGGUAUGAGGCUUAAUGUUAAUCUGUUCUUGCAUUUGUUGUAUAAGAAGUUUUAUCGAACUGAGUGA